AUGUAAAAUAAUACGGCCAUAUUGUCCGAGAUCCAAUAGUUGUGUUUGAGAAAAAGCAUUCUAUUUUGUAUUCCUAUAAUAUAGCAUAUGAAGAAACUACAUUUUCGGUGUUCACCUCUGCAGUCUGUCAGUAUGGAUCGGUUGCAUAUGAAUAGCAUUUAGUUAACUGUUGACAUUUAAUCCAUUUAGACAUUUGUGUUCGCUCCUUAAACAUUAUUCAAGGAUGACAAGUAAGAAGAGUUCUAAUCAAAAACAUUCAUUGAAAUUGAAAUUUACUCAUUAGUAGGGGCCUAGACAUGAUUUCUGAAUGAAGCAAAAAAAAAAAAAAAUAAGCAGCGUUAAAGCAAAUGGAUGUCGCAACGAAAGAGAAACUGAUACCAGUGCUAUUAAAAUUAAAACAUUAGAUAGUUUUAAAGCAGUCUUUCGCCUAAAUUAGCAAAUAACCUAUGCCUAUAUUUAAUAUUUAUAUUGUUUUUGGAGGCCUUUUUCCAUUUUUGAAUCAAGCUUUUAGUUUUGUUGAUUGGCUUUUGUAACAUUGAUUUUUUUUUUACAUGGCUGGCCUGUUAACCCUGCGCACAACCGUCUUGGGGGUUGCCCCUUAGUCUUACAGCUCUCUGGAUAGCUGCCUUAGUUUUUGGGUAAGGUUCCCUAGACUUUAUCGAUCCCUCCACUUCCUACAAGGCAGUAGGUUCUGAUUUUGGUCCGCCCCAGGUAUAUUAUUUCCCUGGUACCCUCCAUAUCUGGUGGGCUUUCCCCUAUCUGCCACCUGGGGAGGUGCUCGAUGGAAGAUCAGUAUCUCCGCACGUUUAAACCUAUUAAACACAUGGGAGAGGAAAGUUCUCAGGAAAAUAUAUGGGUCAACAAAGGAUGAAUAUGGAUGGAGAAUCAAACCAACCAUGAAUUAUACAGUAUAUCAGGAUCCCACGAUAGUAGCAGAAAUAAAAAGAGGCAGGCUUCGCUGGGCAGGACAUCUAGAGAGAAUGCCAAAUGACAGAGGAACAAAGAGGGUGCAUCACCAAUACACCAGAGGAGAAAGGCUCAAAGGCAGACCUUGGCUUAGGUGGAUAGAUGAUGUGGAAAAUGAUCUACAGCAGUUGAAAGUCCAAGCAUGGAAAAGAAAGGCAUUAGUUAGGUCUGAGUGGAAGGAAGUGGUGAGGCAGGCCAAAGCCCUACAUGGGCUGUAGCGCCACAGGGAUGGAUUUUAGUUUUGUAAAUGCAAAGAAGACAUGCCAUGUUUUUUUUCCAAUGGACAAGACUAGAGGCCCAACCCACUUUCCGGAGGAUCCCUUAUUGACUUUAUAUUAGGGUGACCAAAUCAUGAUUUGGAAAAAAUGGGACGCUUGCAAGGACGGUUGUUUUGUUGUUAUUUUUUUUUUUGGUGGGGGUGGGGGAAAUACCCUCCACUAUGGAGGUCUGGGGGGCCUCGGCCGUGAACUGUUUAUUGAAAUAUGCUCAUUUUAACUAUAAAAUCUAGAAAUCUACUUGAGGCACUCAGUCUUUUCAUAUGUCCUAUGUUUCACUGAUGUGAUGUGUUGUUUUAUGUCUGAACAUCCACCAUGACCAAUACUAAAAACAUUGCAAACUGUGCACUCAGCUUAACUUUCAUAACAUCCCUUUUUAACUCAUUCCCUCCGGCAGUGCUACUUCCGCACCGGUAUUUCAUUUAUUUUCCUGAGAAAAGGGAAGCAACUCAGUUUUGAAAUUGAUUUACAUUUUUAAAAAAAUAUUUUUUUAAGCUACUUAAUAAUAAUAAAUGUUAAUGAAUUUAGAACGAAUGCAUCAAAAAAUGAAUAAGGUUUAUUAAAAAUAUAACAUUAGCGGCGAAAAAAUAUGAACAAUAGCCAAAAAAUCGAUUUUUGAAACCUCGGACAGACACAUUCUACAUAUAGACGUGUCGUACCAAAGCACGCGUAGCAUUAAAGUGAAACAAGAUAAAAACUUCUGGUUUUUAAAUUAAAAUCGGCAGAAAUCACGCCAUAGCGAGGAGCGCGAGAAUUCAUUGCUAUUUUUAACUAAAAAUAAUGCGUCGGGACGCAUUUGGACGCAUCCGUCGAAACCCCCAAAGGUCGCAUUUAGUCGCAACUGUCGGGAAUGAGUUAAUAUAGUUCCACUCUUUGGAAUACUUAUCCAUAAACUUACAUUAACGCUUGGGCAUAAUUAACAUUUACAUGAGAAGAUAAUAUAAAAUUAAGGCAGUGUCUACACGUCUAUUUAUCGGGCGACCAAGUCACAUGACAGUCGGAAGAAUACUUUAUCCAGAUAUUCGUCCGGCAACCAAGUCACAUGAACGGCGUAACAAAGUGAUGCCAGAUAGUUGUCACGUCAGCCUUCUCACGUGACCGCGAAUGAUUCAAAACUAUUGUUAAUUUUAAAAUCUAUUUCUCUACCAAGUAAUUUACUGAGUAUCUUGCAAACAAAUAGAAAAAAAUACUUGGGUAUACUACCAAAACCAGGUGGGGGUUAAGCAAUAAUGCAUUCUAGAAGGAAGCAAUGCUGAGAGGGAGAGAGAAUUACGGUAAUAAAAAAUAUGAAUGCUAAAAAAUAAUAUUGAGUGUGAUAAAUAAUAAAGUUUAAGGCAGGGAGGCCGAUAGUUCACAAAGAAAUAGACCCUACAUCUUAAUAAGGGGCCAAUAUAGUGGUAGCCUAGCCUACUUCUCAUGCAAUACUAAUCCUGAAAUACAACUUUAUUGACAUAGGUCUAUUGAAGUCUACUUGUCUUAUUUUAUUUUGUUCAUAUUUUAAAUUUAGACUUCAAGGUAGAGCUUUACAAGAUGUUUAACCAAGAUAAGGGACUUUUUUCUUUGAAGAUUCGGAAUCAAAUAGACUAUUAAUAGUAGUAGUAAUAGAACUACUAGUUAGUAUAUAGGCCGACUAGUUUAAUAUUCAAAGUCAAACACUUUAUGUAUAUCAGAGCAUUUGAAUAUAUUAACAUGUUCAGCAUUUAUAUAUUAUCUAGGGAUCGGAAUAUCAAUGCCAUGCAACUAUUUUGCCUGCGACCACUUGUCAUAUGACCUGCCGGAAUAAUAACGCCUUCCAGUCGUCCGGCGGUCUUAUGACAUGAUCGCCGGAUGUAUAUCUCCCGCAAUAUUUCUACGACGCGCCAGACGUGUAGACACUUCGUAAAAUUAAAGAAUAAAGUUCAACACCCAAAAAAAACACCUGUCACUCUGACACGAUCAGGCCGGUAGGGAUCACAUAUAUGACUAACACAUUACACGUAGCGGUCGUGGAAUCAAAAUUGUUUUCUGCACAUUUACAUCCUCCCCCCACCCCCUGCCGCUUCAAGUCUCGUGUCUUUCGCUAUACAUUUACAUAUAAGAUCUAUGGCAGGGACGCUGUGGUGGAAAGGGAACGGUUCAGCCAUUACGCGAGCCCACAUCACUACUGGCACUGGCUACACAGCUAGCCAAAAUAUUAUUCGAAGUUAUAUUAUAAAUUAGGAAGUUUUAGUGAUUAGAAAAUGUGUUUGGUUAAAAAAAACGGGACAUUUAGGCGUCCCGAGAGACUUUUUCGGGACAACAGGUACGAUCCUGAAAAAACAGGACAAUCCUGUUUUUACGGGACGUUUGGUCACCCUACUUUAUAUGCUACUAUGGCCUAAUUAUGGACUGUAUGAAAAUGAAACAGCUGACUUGAUUCCAAAUCACUGAUAGUAAAAGUUUCUCCCUAAAGCAUUUCUGUUUAAUUUCUAUGAGUGUUUUUUUUUUACCCUAUAGUGAAAUAUUAAAUAAGCUCAUUAAGAAAGCCACGGAAACAGAUACCAUUUUGUCCAUAUUUGUGGAAAAUUAAUUUGUAAAAAUGGCCCAAGCUUCUUUGACUUCACAAUUUUGAGAAACUUAAUCACAUUCUCACUAAAUAUCCAAAGCCGAUAGGCUUUGUCAUUUCUCAGACCGGAAAACGUCAUAGCGUACUAUUUUUAGAAGGUUGGCGGGCAAAUAUUGCUUAAAACAUGGCAGCUUAUAGUGUGUUUCAGCAUAUCGUUCGGAUGAUCCUUGUAUCUAAGAGUUACUGUUACAUAUGCCGUUCGCGCAAUGAAGUCCCAUUUCAGAAAAUAGAAGUAAAAAAAAAAUUUGUAAAAUAUUUCGUAAAAUAGAGCUGUAAACAAGUUUCAGGAACACUUCGCUAACAUAGUAAUACUGAACAGUGUUGACAUUUUGUCUGCGCUGAGUACCCGGAUGAUGAGUGAUGAGGACAUCAGUUCUAUUAAUAGAUUUCCACCAUUAAAUGACAAGCCCUAUAUAAACUCUUCCUUUCCCUAGCCAUCUUACAGCAUUGUGCAAAAGCUAAUCACCAUGUUCUGUACAUUACUCUUCUAAGAAACUUUUAAACAGACGAUACCGGUACUCCAAUGAUGAAUAAAAUUUCAUGGGGUAGUAGGUCUGUUCUUAGUUUAUUGAAAAGUCUAUUUUUGUCUUAGCCUUACUCUUUCAUAAGUCUCUCAUGAUUUUAAACAUUUUUUGUGUACAAUGUGGAAAUCAUGGGCAACACAGUUGAAAUGACCUGGCAGAGCAUAAUUGGCCAAGAGGCAAGACUAAAUAAACCUGAUCUAAUGCGUCUACUGUGAUUUAGGCCUAAUGUUGAAUUCAACUCUCUAGGCAAUAAUUAUAAUGUAAAAACUAUAUCUUUUAAUUUUCUUUCAGUGUUGUCAUACUUUUUUUUUUUUUCAGAAAUGACGGACCCAGUAUCAUUAGCUAAAUUGUGACUAUUUGAAUCAUUUGUAUUUGCAAGACAGCACAUGUUGUCAAAAUGAUGGUCUCAUCAAAUUUUAAUGGGAUCAGAAUGUUUUUAUUUGUUGCCCUUGUAGCCAUACCACUAUGCUGUAAGUAUAUAACUUAUUAUACCUAUUUUUUUCUAUGUACAAUUCAGUCUUCUGUAUAGUUAUCUGAUAUUUUAUUGUUUUAUUUAAUAUUGUCCUUGAAAUCAACAUGUUGUAUUUAGUAAUCUCAUACAUCCUAAUAUUUCUAGCAUUCUUGUCUCGUAAAGUAAAUAUUAAAAUACCAGUUGUCUGUUAAUAAUCAUUAUAAAAACAUACUUUAAAAAAAACUCUAGCAUUAUUUGGGCUGUUACUAUUUUAAGAGCUCUGGUCAGAGGGAAUCAAGCUAUUUUUACAAAUUUGUUGUCAUUUAGAGUUACAUAACCAAUGACAAAGUUGAAGUGUUGCCAUAUUGUCCCAUUUUAUUUUACAUUCAGCUGCCAGUUCUUCUCCUUCUAUAUUUUGAGGGACCAUGAUCUAUAUAUUAAUCAUUCUGGCUCCUAUGCUUGUAGUUUUUCUGUCUGUAGUGGUAGAGAUUUUUUUACUCAAGAGUUUCCUAAAUUAUUUUUGAAAUCCUAUUCACAACUCCAUCAAACAAUGUACAAAAAUAAUAUACACUGUACACAAAUAAAAGAAAAGUAAUGUCAUCUAGUAUUUUAAUUAGUAUUACUAUUACAAUCCUGUGGGUGAAGAAAUAAAAGCCAGCAGUAACAAGAAUUGUUAACUUCUACUCCUUAAAUAGUACCAUAGUUGUAACUAAUUAUACAAUAAUAUAAUAUAUUACUUUCAAUUUACUUCAAUCCUCAUACAGAGUAAAUAAUUGGUGGCUGAUCAGUCAUUAUGCCAGUUUGCUUAUGGGUGCACUCCUCAGUAUAGGGUCAACCACAUCUGUGUGGAUUUUAUACCACUGUAUUUCCUUCUUAUUUUUUUGUGCUGUUAUUCCAUCCUACUGCAAGCUAUUUAAGUCAGGUUUGGAGAUUAAUUAGACUAACAUUUGGAAAAGGAAGUUCCUAACAGACUGAAUCACAGAAUUCCUUUAAUUUAUUAUGAAGUUAUGAAGACAUAAAAGUUAACAUCACACCCAACUGACUGCAUUACAUUCAUUUGUUAUCUCUAGGCUUUCAUAUCUGUUAGCUAUAAAAAUAAAAACUGAUACCAGAUGCAUACACAAUGGUAUCCGUUUCACAUUUGUAUGAAAUUAUGAAAUUAAUGGAGACACUUGUUAGCAACAGAGACACUUGUUAGCAAAUAUUGCUAUAAACUUGUAUGCAAAAAAAGUGAAUCUCAUUGAAAAUAGUCAUUAAAAAUAGUGACAAACUAUUUUGGCUUAUUAUUUUUUGUGUACUAGGUUCUUUUUUUUUACAUUACUACAUGGGUUUAUGAAGUGUAUUUACAGGUUUUUGAUACCUGGGGGUAGGCAUAGUUGGGUUUCCGCCUCCCUGUGAAAAGCAGUCUUGUCUAACUGAAUACUCCAUUCUUUAGGAGCUUUCCUUUUCAUAGUUUCUGAAGCUUUUUCCAUGGCAUAAGCAUAACAGCACACCUGUUUGCUUUGACAUUUUUAGCGUACAAUGUACUAUUUUCAGAUGUCUUUUACUAUUGUACGCCAAGUCCCGUCAGAACUACGAUUUUAAGAGACUGGCUUGAAAAUAUACACAUUCCUCUCACGAUUAAAACAAAAAUAAUAAUCAUUAAGUAAAAAGUACAUUUUUGGUUGUAUUGUUAGUUUUAACUUGAAUUCUACAUCUAUCAGUGAGUGGAACAAUAAAUAUGAUUGGUUGUGGACCAUCUAUAUUUAUAUUACGUUUGCCCUGAAAGGGGAAUGGAGUGGUGUUGAUUUAGGAGAUUUUGUGUAUGUGUGCGAAGGGGGCGGUCUAAAGGGUGGGGUCUAAAUAUUUUAAAAGUCUACAAAAAUAACACCACCAAUCUUUUUAAUGAGAAUGGUGAUGGUCUUAUUGUUGCUUUAUGUUUUCAUAAUGAACUGGGUAGACAUGUCAACAGUAAUAUUAGCGUAGUCGCCCUUGUGACAAUUUUAGUUAAUUGAGGGUCAUCCUUAUAGUAUCUGUGCCAUGCAUGGUUUUGGGGGGGGGGGGUAUUUAAUCAAUUUUAAACAUUUUCCUACACGUCCUUGGAGUUGGUUAUGGGGGGGGGGUGGCAGUAGAAAGUACGAAAAUCAUUCAAAAAUUGUACAAAAUCAUCCUGAAAAUAAAAUGAUAGUAUACUUACAUCUUGACUGCUGUAAAAAUAUCACAAUGUUUUGUAGGAAUUAUUGUAAAAAUGUUGCCUUGUGUUUUCAAAAAUGACUUGCUAGAUAUAUACAGAUAGUGCUAAGUAGUAGAGAUUUUACAGUAAUAUUUAAUCCACAGCAUGUUCAACGUGUAUGGGACAUAUAUUUUGUUGGGCUAUGCCCGUGAUUCAAAAAUUUUCAUUUCCCGGCACCUAUGCCGAAUUCAGGUUUUCACCAGGCUCGCUGUGUUAAAUUCUUACUAGAACACUUCGAAAUGGCGAAUACAUAAAUGAAAUAUUAUGGCUGGGUAAAAUAAAUGAAACAUGUAUGUAGGUCACAAAGCGCCAUCUAGUAACUGCAAACAUUUGUUACUUAUUUGGUUACUGUUUACACCACGACUGCUAGAUGUCACAUUGGAUUAAAAGUGGAAAUACAAUUAUGAAAAUUGUGUAAUAUUUCGCAAUGCCCCUGUGAGCAAGCAGCAGCAACCCAUAUAGAAGGGGGGGGCAUAAAAAAUUGUACUCUGGCAAUAGGGGGUUGAAAAUUUGACUUUUUUGUGCGUACGUAUUACCACAAUACGUAGAUUGUCCAUCCUUACGUUUGUUUGCCCCGGUGCUGUAUGACGUAAUUUUGUGACAAUUAUUUCUUACAGUUAUACCACAAUGAGUUCAGAAACAGAAAACUAGAAAAUGCGUUUCUUAACUGUUCCGCGCAGCAACACUAGAUUUUUACAUUUUUAUAGGAUCUGAGAGGGCCUUUCAAAUCUUUUUAGAAUGUAUGAAACAGGUGUAAGAUUUUUAAUGCACCCUUUUUCUUUCACCCAUUUACAGCUUGUGGUAGUUAUCAGACUGUAAUAUCAUCUACCUUUAGAAGUUACCUUUUUUGACACCAGCUUAACUGGAUUCCACAAGACGCCAUAAUCAGUUAUUGUAUACAUUAUGUAUACUGUAUGUUUAUGUAUUUACUAUUAAGAUUCUGUUACUGUAUUGUACGAUUUUGAGACGAUAUUGUACGAUUUUAGGAAUGAGAGCAAACAGGUCUGUAACUGUGAUUUGACAACAUACAUUCUCAGCUCAAGUCAGAUGAACCACUAUAGUGCCUCAGGGACAUCCCCAUUAUAUAUUUAGCAAAAUUUCUUGAUAAAAUAAAAUUUUCAUUUUCCUUUAGGUGGUAAAGUACAUCAAGGAACAGUAAGAUGCGAAAAAUAUGACCAAAAUCAAUGUGCUGACGACCCGAAAUUGUGUACAAUUACUACAGAGGAAUGUGCUAAUUUGACUACUUCCAAUAAACUUACUCUAGACGAGCCCCAUAAUUACAUGCUGUGCUUUGCAUCAUGGCUGACUGUCAACAACUCCCAAGAACCACAACUUGUAAAGAAAGGAUGCUGGAUGAAUGAUGACAAGUAGGUUCAUGGCUCGGCUCAACCAAAUGGAUUAGGAUAAAACAAGAUUCUUUCAUUGAUCCAAAUAAAUGGAAAGGUUUUUUGAUUAUGUUAUACAUAUUCAUUUUCAGCACAUAAUUACAUAGUUUAACCAAGACAACCUUUUACAAUUAUAACAAUUUAAACACAAGACAUCUUAAGUAUUUCUUUAGUGUUGAAAUCAGCCUUCAAUGAACUCACUUAGUGACAAUGUUGUUGAUCAUUUAAACUGGUAACCCCUGUUACAUUAUAAUCCAUCAUAAUUUAAACUCAUGGGAGUAUAAAUUCCCAGACAUGUUGGUUCAUCCAUACAAGAAAAAUCAUUUUAAACAUCCAAUUGGUGCUGGGACUGAGUUUGUCUGUGGGUGUGCAGGUGGCUGAUCAGGCCAAUUCAAGUUUAGCAUACCUUGAGUGGUUCCCAUGACAUUGCUAUCUCCACUUCUCUGCCCUUAGACCAACAAGUGGUUCCUCCAUGCAAUCCACCAGAUGCAAUCUUCACAUGCUGGGGGGGGGGGGGGACGGGGGGGACGACAAGCUCUGUUUUACCAAAAUUUGGAAAUCGCUCGGCGGCUCAAGCUAGCUUUGUCGGCCAGUCGAAGCUGUUUUCCAUGGUGUGGCUGCUGUGCAUGCUACAGCUUCUUGGAGCCACAGGUGAGAGCUGAACACCAUGUGGGGAUCGAAAAGUGGUUCGACUGAUGCACAAUCAGAGGUAGUAUCCCUCUGUAAGGACCCCAUUCAUCACGUUCUAAGGCAUAGUAUUAAUACAUUUUGACAUAGUCACUGCUUGUGAGUGGAUACUUUUAACAUUUUGGUCAACAUAUUUUCACUCUCCAAAAUGUUCAUCAUAAAAUAUAAUAUAAUUUUAACAUUAUAAUUAUAAACAGUAAUUAUCCCUAAAAAAGUUUUGGCUUGUAUUAUUAAUGAAAUUAAACAACCCUUAAAAACGAAGUUUUUCAUAUAUAUUCUUAAUAAUAAAAUGUAAUAUUGAGCAAUGGGGAGUGGGACUGAAAUUUGACAAAACAUGCAUUCAAGUAACGCACUUUAUAAAAUCCCAAUGAGUGCGCCAACCUGCCAGCCAGAAAGACACACAAACAAAAGUGAAGUCAAUAUAAAUGAUUUUAAAAAAAAACAUUUUGCUCUUUGUUUUUCUUCAGGUGCUAUCACCAAAAAGAAUGUGUUGAAGACAAAUUUAGUGCUCCAGUGUAUUUCUGCUGUUGUGAUGGUGACCUCUGCAAUAAACAGUUCUUUCAUCGUCCAGCUAAAGUUGAUGGAAAGUCACUUGUUGAUAAAGCAACUACUGAGCAAGGUCCUGACUAUUGGAAAAAAUCAGGAGUGGAGCAGCUCGUAAAAACUGUGCUUUACUCCAUAGUACCUAUAAUAGGUGUUGUCAUCCUAGUGAUAACAUUAUUCUUUAUGUGGCGGAGGCAUCAGCGACAUAUGGGCCAUACACAGUUGCCGACUGUAGAUCCAAGUCUUGCACCAACCCCAUCUCAGUCCUCCCUAAAUCUACAGCUACUUGAACUAAAGGCAAGAGGGAGAUAUGGUUCUGUUUGGAAAGCUCAACUUCCAGAACAGUAAGCUCAAUAAUUUUAUGUUUGCAAUAAACUUAUAAGGUUUGAAAAUCCUGGCUGAAGACAUGCAAGUUUAAAAAAAAAAAAAAAAAACUUUGAUUUUCAAUCCCCAACCCUUUAAAAAAAUCUUAGUUCAUUACUCUAAAAAUGUAGUUUCAUUCACUUUCUAUUUUUAGCAAGCCUCUCACUUUCACCUUGUUGCAAAUAAAAUCAACUCAGACCCUGAGUGUGACUAAAAUAAAUCAUCAUAACUGUGCAAAUUGAGAAAUUUAUUGUUUUAAAAAAAAAUUAUUAUAUUUUCUUUAGAUAUGUGGCAGUGAAAAUUUUCCCACUUCAAGACAAGCAGUCAUGGAUGGCUGAAUUGGACAUUUACAAUCUUCCGCAAAUGAAACAUGACAACAUACUACGUUUUAUUGCUUCUGAAAAGAAAGAAGACAAUCUCACUACAGAACUAUGGCUAAUCACAGAAUUUCAUGAAAAAGGUCAAACUUUUUUUUCUUUAAUUUUAAAUCAAAUUCUUUAUGAAAGAUUUUAAAGUUGAAAAGUUAAAUUAUGAUUAAUUUCAUAAGUAAAACUAUGGAUUUUAAACCAUCUUAUUUUUCUUGAUUACAGUUUUUUUUUUUUUUAAAAUGAUUAAUGCUUGUUGUUUUUUUUAGCUGAAUCAAAUGUAAUAAUUUAUUUUUUCUAAACAUAUUUAUAAAGGGUAAUUAUUUACAAAACUAACAUUAAUAUAUUUUUUUCAAAUAUAACUAUUAAAAUUGAAAAGAAGGAGUUGCUGACUCCUAUUUCUGAUAAAACAUGUUCAGAUUUCACUGAUCUGUAAUUAAAAUUAUCUAAAACAAUUCAAUUCUUGCUAUCAGUACGUAUUGAAAAUAGAAUAAUUAGUGCUUAAAACAAAUAGUAUUUCCCAGAAAAAUAACCAAAGCUGAUUUUUUGGGUCACAGAAUUUUAUUAAGAGCAGCAUGCUGCUUUAUAUUGCCAGCUAAUAUUGAUUACCAAUAAAAUCAAAAUUCAAAUUUCUAAAACUCAUCAUUUUGCCAGAAAUAAUAAAUAAGUAGGACUGCUCUUUUUUCCCCUCAGGCUCGCUGUGUGACUUCUUAAAAAGUAACACAAUCACAUGGGCACAACUGUGUCAUAUAGGCCAGACCAUGACCCGUGGUCUUGCUUAUCUUCAUGAUGAGAUUCCAUCUCCUAAUCAUUUGCAAGCAAAGCCUGCAAUUGCUCACAGAGACUUCAAGAGUAAAAAUGUCCUUCUGAAACAAGAUCUCACAGCUUGCAUCGCUGACUUCGGACUUGCUCUGAAAUUUGAACCAGGAAAAGGUUUUAACGAAACACAUCCUCAGGUAACAUGAGAGCUUUGCAGGUUUAUUCAUUUUUAAGCCAUUUUUUGGUGGAAUCCAAUUCAAAGGGGCCAGUCGCAUACAUCCCAUGGCGCUGCAGCCCAUGUUCCCCGGGUAUCAAAAUAUAUAUGCUUGUUAUAACCCUCUCCCAUGUUAGGUUGCAUAGCAUACAAGAGUCUCCUUGUCUUAGACCUCAUCUAAUCUGAAAUUCCCUGGAUUAUUCACCAGGAGCCUUGAUUUUGCUUUUUGAUUUGUUUAAUGUUAUAUGUAUCAGUUUGUCGGGUAUGCAAACUCCUCUCUAAUAGAUAUUUUCUUUUGAUGCCAUUUUAUAGUCCACAUAGAGUUGAUGAACUGUGGUAUUAUAUUAGUAACAUUUCUCUAAUAGGCAUCUGAUGGUAAAAAUCUGAUCAGUCAUAUGGUAAAAAUAUGAUCAGUCAUUGAUCUGUUUUGUCUGAAUCCACAUUUGUAGUCACCUAGUCUUUGUUCAGUGUACGGUUGUAUUCUUUUGGCAAUUAGUUUUGGCAAUAUUAUGUAUUUAACAAUUAAUAAGGAAAUUCCUCUAGUUUGUGCACUGAAUUGUAACCUUUCUUAUGUAUUGGGGUUAUUAGUGCUGUUAUCCAUUCUGUUAGAAUUUCUUCUUCUUGCCAAAUUUUAGUUAUAAGUUUAUGUGUUUAGUUGUCUUCCUCCAUAUUUAAUAUGCUCUGCUGUGAUGAGGUCUUCUCCAGGAGCUUUGUGGUUUUCAUAGAAUUCUUCUAGGGCUUUUGUAGUUCCUUCCAAAGUUGAGUUUACCAAAGGGUCUGGUCCUCCAUGUGGUGGUGGGUAAUCUUCAUCUUGUCUAUUGUCUGCAUUUAGUAUGCCCUCAAAAUAUUCAGCCACCCUCUCCAGUGCUUGACUAUUUUCUGUAAUUCAUUCUCCAUUAAUGCUCUCGCAUAUUUGAGGUCUGGCUAGGUAUCCAUUCUUUAAGUCUUCUAUUUCUUUUAGUUUAGAUUUUCCCUAUUCCCUUUUUUCUUCCUGCACAUUUUUCUGGCUUUGUAUAUUUGUCUUUCUGGUUUCCCUUUUUUAUCAUGGUCAUUCGGUGCCUUGAUCCUUUCUUCGACAGUCUCUAUGCAUUCAUUAGCAAACCAGGCUACUCUACUGUUAGUUUGCUGAAUUCCUAUUCCUGGUAAGCUACCACUUACAGCUCUCUAAGUAACUACAUUAAUUUUUGUGUAAGGUUACUUAGCCUUCGUGGAUCCCUCCACUUCCUACAUGGCAGUAAGUUCUGAUUUUGGUCUGUCCCUGGUACUUCAUUUUCUCAAUACCACAAAAUCUGGCGGCCUUUCCCAUAUUCCCCUCUUGUGGAGGCGCUCGAUGGAAGAUCAGUAUCUCCGCACGAGAAUGUGUGAAAAUUGUUAAAGAAAUUUAUGAAUUAAAUUUAAAAAAUAAAAUAAUUGUACUUCAUAGUAUUUCUUGAAGCAAAUCCACCUUAACAUAGCACAUUAUAUGUGGCGUCAGAUUUUUAAAAGUUUCAGUCGGUGUUCUUUUUUCAUCAGCGAGAGUAUGUAAAUAUUCAUUCAACAGAUUGCAAGUAGACCACACAAAAGUCAUCAAAUUUAUUAUUUUCAAUGCUUUCUAUUCACUUCUUAGUUAAGUUCUUUCGACCCGAACCCAUUUUCCUGUUCCCAGGUGGGCACUAGACGUUAUAUGGCCCCUGAGGUAUUAGAAGGAGCUAUUUGUUUCAACAGAGAUUCUUUCCUCCGCAUUGAUAUGUAUGCUUGUGGACUGAUAAUUUGGGAACUUAUGACACGAUGCACAUCCAUUGAAGGUAACCUCUUUUUUCCCUCCUAAUUAAUCUUUUACACUGAUUAUUUCAUUUUUCAUACAACUAAGGAAAGGGGAUAUCGAUUUUUCAUACUGAUCUGAAAUUUAUACACUUUGUUUUUUUUAGAUGAAUAAACAUGCAAAUGAUUUUAAAAAGGAUAAAAAAAUAUUUGUCGGAAUGAUUUCUGUGUUCAACUUUAUUAAUAUAGGCCACCAGCUGAAGCCCAAAGUAUUCAAUUUUUAAAUCUGUUUGUGUUUUUUUUUCGAUUUUAUUAUUGCUUCCCUGUGCUCCAUGAAAAUAUUUUAAAAUUAAAUUGGGGAGAAAGUACAUUUUUCUAUCACAAGUUCUUGUUGAAAGUUUUAGUGUCUCAUUUUCAAUUUGGAAAGAACCGAUUUACCUUUUACAGUGUAUCUUACUCAGCUUUUAUUUUUUUUAUAUAUAAAUAAUGUUUAUCACUAAGGGAUAGCCUUCCAAUGUACAUGUGAUUCUCAGGGGACGUUAAAUGAAAGAGCUCUAGCAUCCUGUAUUAUGUUUUGAAACUUAGUUCUAAGUAGUUCUGAAAAAAUCAGUCAUUUUUGUAUAGCACAUACAAUUAAUAAAAGGAAACGACCCUUUCCAUUGUUAGUGCUUAAUUACAAUUAACAUGUAAUAUUUGGUGAUCUUUGCAAUCUAUAAUUUAUAGGUGUAAUCAAUAAAAUAUAUUUGAUUUCUGCAGGCUCAAUGGAAGAAUAUCGACUGCCCUUUGAGGCGGAAGUUGGCUUACAGCCAACAUUGGAGGAAAUGCAAACAUUGGUAGUUACUCAGAAAGUCAGGCCAGCUCUCAAAUUAAGCUGGCAAAAGCAUCCUGUGAGCACUUCAUUUUUGCAUUUAUGACAAAUACAACAUAACAAAAAUCUAUUUUACAUCAAGACUAAAUAAUAGGAAGCUUAAAAGAUUUUCAAAACUAGCUGAUUAGUUUAAAUAUUCUUUUGAAUAGGCACAGAGAUAUUGAGGGAUGCUUUACCAAUGUUGCUGAAGAUCAGAAGUUUGAUUUUUAAUUUGCAUUCUUUUUUUAAGAAUUACGCCAAGAUGAGAGACAAUAACAUGUUAAAUCAAUACUAAAUAUCCAUUAAGCUAAGUUCCAUUUUUGCUGAUAUUAUUUUAAAAUAACAUUCUGUUCCAUUUAAUUAAAAUUUUUAAUUACUAUAAUUAUCAUCAGGGGCUUUCUAAACUUAUUGCAACAGUUGAAGAAUGCUGGGACCAGGACGCCGAAGCACGUUUAUCUGCCGGAUGUGUUCUCGAGCGUCUAGGACAAUUGUCCCGCUCUGUCAAUUCAGGUAGCGGAGGACUUAUUACAGAUCAGUCCUUACCAACUUCACCUCUACUGGCUCACCAGCCUUUCAAUACGUACACAUCAUCAUAUGUGCCUAACACUGCUGUCAUAGACAUCGGUGGCGUUAGGGACACAUUGGCCCCCACACACCCAUAUUUUAACUCUUGUUAGAUGAAGCAAAUUAAACCAUUAGUAGUUUUGAGCACCUCGAAAACAAGCUUGUCAUCAAAUGUGCCAUUAUCUGUGUGCAGGCAAAAUUGCAAGAUGGAAUUUCAAAGGAUACAUUCUACGAGAUGAGUCAAAUCGCACCGUAAUUCAGCCAUGCGGUUUCCAUCCCAUGAGAAUCCGGCAAAGCUCACUGUUUCUGUACUUGUCCAGGACAAAGGACUCGUCCAGGACAAACCCUGUCACCUAAAGAUAAAGAGGGAUUUUAUGCCAAUGUCAGAAGCUGCAAGAAAUAUUGAGGACGUGAACAAAACAAGCCUCGUUACAACUUCAUUCUGCUGGGAGCAACGGCACAUAUUAGUCAAACGAUACCAACAAAUUUACUACUCCUUAAAGACAGUUGGAUACAAAUUGUUGACUUUGUACAACUAAAAGCAUUGACUUAUGCGGGCUUAAUGUUUUCCUACUUGUUGACACAAUCAGAUAGAACUUUCUUCCAAUCAAACUUUAUGAUAAAAGUAUAACAACUUUUGUCUUUUUAAUAAAAUACACUCAGAGGGCACGUUUUAAUUUUGUAAGAGCAGAACAGGAGAAAAGACUCAUCACGCUUUUGAAAUGUAAAGAUAUCCCAAAUAUUCAAUCAUGCUUCUUUCCAAAUGUCAUUGGUUUGCUUGGUUCACGUUUAAUAGCCGGUCUGGCAUUAUAUGCAAAUUCCAAAGAAAAUAACAAUUUUUUUUUACAUUGGAAAGAAGUGGUAAUGGGAUUCCGGUGGAUCAGCUAAGCAUGGGCAUAUUGCACUGCCUUAUUUUGUGAAUGUAGAAACUUUUAAUGAUGGAAAAUAAGGAUCAUCUGAGUUAGGAAUAAGCAUAAUGAAUUAUAACUUCUUUUCUGAACCCUUAUUUAACUUUUUUAAACAUGUUAUUUGCAUUUUAAACAAAUUUUUAUGACAGUAUUUAAGAUAUUAAUUCAAUGUAUGUUGUCAACAUUACUUGGAUACAAGAUCAAAGAUCACUUUCACAAAAUAUAAUUGCUGUAUAGAAAUAAUUUGUAGGAGGCCUUUUCAUAACCACAGCAGCACUCUGGUUUUUAUUAAUAUUGUUUUAAAAGAUUCUUUGAAUGAAAUGCAAGAUAGCUUUUUAUUUUCCAUUUAUGUUUCUCAAAAUAUUUGAAAGAAUGAUAAUCUCAGGAAAGGUUUUUUUUAAAAAAGGAUAAAAAGCUUGGUUUGGUGAGCAAAAAGAAAUAUAAACAAUACAUGAUUUCAACAUGGAAGUAAGUCGGUUUGAAAGAUAAGUAUAUUUGAAAUAUAACUAAAAUAAAAGGGGCGGCUCUGUUUAUUUAAGUUUGCAUUGAAUAUCUGGAAAUUGCUAAUGGGUUUAGUACACUUGUGUUGGAGAGGGAGUCUGGUUAAGGUUCCAUAAAAUAAAUGAUCCAAUAUAUUUUAUCCCCUCAUGCAUAGUUAAUGAACAUUCAAUGGGCUAUGAAUAUUUAUAAAGAAGGCCGUUUUGGACCAUAGGUUAAUAAUUGAAUAAUGUUAGAUUUGAAGUUUAUCUAAAUACUUAACUAAUUGGGUGCAUAAGUUCCUAUAAUGUAUUUAACUUUUAAAUAUGAAAAUCUUGAGGUUAUAGUUGGUUAAAGAUCAGUUUAACCCUGAUGCUAAAAUCUUUGGUUGCAUUAGCAUGAAAAAAUUAAAUUGUUACACAUUUUUUUGAAAAGCAAUGGUUGAAAUAAUGUGUGCUGAAAAUAGUAUUAAUUAGUAUAAUUGUGAAAAGGGGAUAAAAAAAUAACUUUGAAUUAAAUUACAGGAAUCCAUUUUAAAUCCUGGCUUUCGAUUAAGUAAUGUCAUUCUUGUCUACAAAAUGUAUAAUCAUAAGAGUUGAGUGCGUUGUGCCAGUGAGGCGGCUUAUCAUCAGUUAGGUGCAUUGUUUGAUGGGAUAAAACUAGGAACUUGUUUAAACUAAUCAACUGUUUAAGUGGUUUUCUCAUGGUGAUAAGUAUUCUUGGAAAUAGUCACACUUUUGUCUGUCAGAUGAGAUCAACACUAUAAUCAUAUAUAAAUAAACCAAUUUGAUGUUUUUAUAAUUAAAGAUAAACGUGGUAUUUUCUCAUGAAAUAACCUGCUUCAAUCUCAUAAUUAAAGAACGUUUAAUCAAGGUGUAUUAAAGUUUCAAAUUUAACUGUCUGGACAAUAAUUUUUAUUUACUUAAAUGAGAAUUUUAGCAUUGUGCCUAAAAAGACAUUGAUAUUCUAAAUCCAUCACAAUGUCAUUGGAAAAGCCUGACCGGUGAUGCUUCCUGAUAAGUUCUUUUUAAAUCUAUGGCUCAUUACAGUGAUAUACUUUUAUAUCUUGUGCUAAAUUUGUGUGGUACCGUUAUUAAAAACAUUUGUUUUUACAUAACACAUCAAUUCAUUUCCUUCCCAUGCCUAAGAUAUGUCUGUGAGUUGCCACUGGUCCUGGCCUUUAAAUUGUCAGUCAGAUCAAAUGGAGUCAAAAAGUGUACUUUAGAGCCAUUUUAAAUAAUUUGCUUUAUAGCUGAAUCAUUAGCUAUUGCAUUAAAAUUUUAAAUAUGGAUUUUAAAAAUAUUAUUAAAUAUUGUUUAUUUCGUUUUGGUUCCAUGAGUGGUUGAUUCGUUUGGGUAUUAAAUAAUUGAAAUUAAAGAAAUGAAGCUUAGUGCACAAGUGUUGGUGCUUUGCCAACAUCAAGAUAUGAAUGAAGCAUAGUGCAAACAAGGUUUGGUGCUUUGCAAACAUCAAGAUAUGAAUGAAGCAUAGUGCAAACAAGGUGUGGUGUUUUGCAAACAUCAAGAUAUGAAUGAAGCUUAGUGCAAACAAAUGUUGGUGUUUUGCAAACAUCAAGAUAUGAAUGAAGCUUAGUGCAAACAAGGUUUGGUGUUUUGCAAACAUCAAGAUAUGAAUGAAGCUUAGUGCAAACAAGGUUUGGUGUUUUGCAAACAUCAAGAUAUGAAUGAAGCUUAGUGCAAACAAAUUUUGGUGUUUUGCAAACAUCAAGAUAUGAAUGAAGCUAAGUGCAAACAAAUGUCGAUGUUUUGCAAACAGCUAGGUAUGAAUGAAGCUAAGUGCAGCAAGUUUUGGUGUUUUGCAAACAUCAAUGAAUGAAAAUGAACAGAAGAAAAAAUUCUUGAACUACCUCAUUAUACAUGCUUGCAUUCAUUCAUGAUUUAUUUUUGUAUCAUUUAUGUAACUUUAAAGUUUUUAUUUUUUUAACAAUCCUUAAGUGAGCUCUUAUUGAUGUGCUUGUAAUAUGUUUGGAUAAUUAAAAGUUUUGUAAUUUACUUGUAGAAUAUUGUAUAUUUUGUUCAAAUGCUCUUGAAAAUGUAUCAAUAAAGUUAAUAUUGAGAUGGUUUCAUGCGUUUUAGGCUAAGGUUCAACUCAUGUGCAAGUAUUGAAAAAUAAAGAUGAAUUUUAUGGCUCAUUGUUUGUCAAGAUUAUUUUAAAAUGGCUAGAAUGUUUAAAUUGCAUAUUAAUGUUACAAAAAACUAUGUGUCCAGUGUAGUGUAAGUCGUCUUUUGCUUCUGGACUUCAAACUGGUGUUUGCCCUUUUUUACCCAUUUUUUUGAGCAAGUUGAUGAAACAAUGCUGUCAAAUAAGCUAUUUUGGUGUGUUUAACAAACAGUACCAUGAGCUAAAAUAAUUUUAAAUUAAUUUAGAAAAAUAGUUCUGUUUCUUUUAAUUGUAUCACAUUUAAAAAAAUUAUCAUUUUUGACUUUAAUGUCAUUUACUGUUUAAAUAAACUAAGUUAAGUAUUGUUUAAUGGUCUUGUGAAAACAAUUAUCUUCCAUCAAUAAUCUCUUGUGUAAAAUGUUAAUGGGAUCACUGAUAUCUUUGUACAACAUAAAUUAGUACCACAGUAUGUAAUUUUUUUUUUUUACUUUCAGCUGGUCUGCUUAUCACUUAUAUUUUAAUAAAGCUAUAAAUUUCAUUUACAUCUUUCCUAAUCAUUACGAUACAAAAAGAUUCUUUAUGAGUAAUUGUUCAAAUAAAUUUUAAUAAAAUAUUCAACUUCAAUGAACUUAGCAAACGUUUCUGAUGAAAGCAAACAACGUAUGAGUAUUUUGAACUAUUUUUUUAAUAUACUUUAGCUGCCAGUGUCCUAC
This is a messenger RNA of Lymnaea stagnalis (great pond snail), 18698 nucleotides long. The record is from the annotation of a GenBank genome assembly. Lineage: Eukaryota; Metazoa; Mollusca; Gastropoda; Lymnaeidae.